AUGGACUGGGACGCCCUGCGCGACGCGGCCCUCGUCCUCCCACCUCCCUCGCCUCUCCCCCCACCGCAAGCCCUCCCUCGAGCCCACCUCCUCGCCCAGCACGCCCAACUCGCCGAGCAGGAGCGCCGACUAGACCGCGAGGGCCAGGUCCGCACCCGCAAGGUCGUAGUCGGCCCGGGCAAGCACUUCUCGGCCGCGCCCAGCGCCGCGUCGCUCCGACCGUGCCAGCUCUCCGACCCCGACCUCGUCCUCGACAAGCCCGCAAGAGAACGCAUCCUCGUCGUCCGCAACCUCGUCGCGCCAGUCCGCACUGCCGCCGUCCAGCUCGUCGUCGAGGACUGCACCGGUCGGGCCGUCCCGCUGUCGAUCUACCACGUCCCUGCACGCUACGAUCAACGCGAACUCAAAGAGCUUUGGCCCGUCGGCGCCCUCUACGGUAUAAAGGAGCCGCUCCUGCGCAGCCUGCGCUCGGGCUUUCACGUCCGCGUCGACUCGCCGGCCGACGUCGUCCGCCUGUUCCCCUCGUCGCCGCUCGUCCAGCACCUCCCCUCGCCCUUUCCGCGCUCGCCCGCCCACGCCCUCGACGGCAAAGGCGUCUCUGCGCUCAAGGACGCCGGCAACGUCGCCUUCAAGGCAGGGCGGUGGAUCCGGGCGCGCGAGGCGUACGAGUGGUCGCUCGCGGCGCUCGAGCGGGGCGGCGGGACGGGCGCGAGCGCGGAGGACGAGCUCGGCGCGACGGUGCGGUCCAACCUCGCCCUCGUAUACCUCGAGCUCGACUUCCCUGCCGCAGCUCGGCACGUCGCCGAGCGGGCGCUGCACCUCGUCCCGCCGCCCAUCGGCGUCGACGAGCCGCCGUCGCCCUUGCGCGCCAAGCUCGUUUACCGCCUCGCGCUCGCCCACUACGCCCUCGAGGCCUACCCUCCCUGCCUCGACGCCCUCGCGCCGCUCCUCGCCCUCAUCCCUCCCGAUCCUCUCGCCGCCGCCCUCGCCGAGCGCGCGCACGCCCGCACCGUCGAAGCCGCGCAAGGGCCCUCGCCGGCCACCCUGCGCGCCCUCUUCCGCGCCGCGUCCUCGACCACAACGGGAGGCGCGAGCAGCAGCGUCGUCGCACCGCCCGACGUCGCAGACUACGCCUCGCCGCUCAUCGGCGUGCGCCCCUCGCCGACCGACCCCUCGCGCGGCCGCGCCCUCGUCGCGCUCGCGCCCAUUCCGCGCGGCAUGCUCGUCGCGUGCCUCAAGCCGGUCGUGCUCGGCGGCGGGCCGGCGGCUGCGAGAGCGGGCAGGACGGCGUACUGCGCCGGGGGCGUCGCGGCCGACGCGUCGCGGGCAGAGGGCGCCGUCACCUUUAACGCGUUCAGCGUCGAGGACCUCGCGUCGUCGCUGCCCGGCGCCCGCCCAUCCGCCUCGACCGCCAACCCCGACCUCGACCACCGCCCCGACGACCCAGACGACGCCGAGGGCUUCCACUCCCUCACGGCUCUCUACCCUCCCCUCGCCUCGGCCCUCAACCACUCGUGCCUCCCCACCGCCUCGUACACCUUCCUCGGCACCCUUUUCCUCCUGCGUACCCGCGUCGACCUCGCCGAGGGCGACGAGCUCACCGACAGCUACGCCGACGCGACCGACCCGCUCGACGUGCGCGCGAGCAAGCUUGCGCCGCACGGGUUCGUGUGCGCGUGCGCGCUGUGCGGCGAGGAGCGAGGGGCGGGCGAGCGGACCCGCAGGGAGCGCGAGGGGCUCGUGCGGCGGCUCGACGAGGAGGAGGAGCGAGGGCGGGAGGGGCGGGCCGAGCUCGAGCGCGUGAGGGGCAUCAAGCGCGCGCUCGAGGGGACGUACAAGCGCGGCGGCGGCGGCAAGGAGGGGGGCGACGAGCGCGCGAGGGUGCGCCCGCCGCUGUACAGCGCCGCGCGGCUCCUCGCGCAGCGGCUCGUCGACUCGCCCGGCGGUGCGACACCGGCGCAGCUGCGCGAGGCGGUCGAGACCGAGGUCGAGGCGCUGCGGGCGCUCGGGGCCGAGUUCGAGCCGGGCGAGGGCGGCGGCGGCGGAACCGGCAAGAAGAAGGCGGAGGAGGGAGCGAGGUGGGAGGCGGCGAGGAUGGCGCGACCGCCGCUCGUCGGCGACACGAACGCGGUGUUGAGCGCGCUGUUCAUCGCGAGGGUGUGGCGGGACCUGGGACGGGACGAGGGGACGAGGCACUGGAUCGCCCUCGCGCGCGAGAUCGAGGCGGGCCAAGCGGGCGUCGAGCUGUUCGAGCUGCGGUACGGCCCGUUCGCUCGCCGGUACGGGCUCGACCUCGAGCAAGAGGCGAAUUUGACCGUCUUGAGCGACUGAGCGUGCGAUGCAGCCGUCUCGAGGUC
Molecule: messenger RNA, 2357 nt
Organism: Rhodotorula graminis WP1
Lineage: Eukaryota; Fungi; Basidiomycota; Microbotryomycetes; Sporidiobolales; Sporidiobolaceae
Exons: 5
Coding region: 1-2331 (776 amino acids)
Molecular function (GO): protein binding
Source: RefSeq, a predicted model, not a curated record